Antrostomus carolinensis (chuck-will's-widow) is the source of this 181-nucleotide messenger RNA. RefSeq names its product CDC28 protein kinase regulatory subunit 2 (gene CKS2). The record is from RefSeq and is a predicted model, not a curated record. Lineage: Eukaryota; Metazoa; Chordata; Aves; Caprimulgiformes; Caprimulgidae. Gene Ontology annotation, molecular function: cyclin-dependent protein serine/threonine kinase regulator activity. The annotation marks the transcript as partial. The transcript is spliced from 2 exons.
ACAUGUGAUGCUACCAAGAGAGCUUUCAAAACAAGUACCAAAAUCCCAUCUAAUGUCUGAAGAGGAGUGGAGACGACUUGGUGUUCAGCAAAGUCUUGGCUGGGUUCACUAUAUGAUCCAUGAGCCAGAACCGCAUAUUCUUCUCUUCAGAAGACCUCUUCCAAAGGAUGAGCAGAAAUGA